Molecule: messenger RNA, 3361 nt
Organism: Mustela erminea (ermine)
Lineage: Eukaryota; Metazoa; Chordata; Mammalia; Carnivora; Mustelidae
Gene: HTR5A
Product: 5-hydroxytryptamine receptor 5A
Exons: 2
Coding region: 666-1742 (358 amino acids)
Biological process (GO): adenylate cyclase-activating adrenergic receptor signaling pathway
Cellular component (GO): plasma membrane
Molecular function (GO): G protein-coupled serotonin receptor activity
Source: RefSeq, a predicted model, not a curated record
CACGGACAGCACCGCCGGGAGCGAGCCCUGCGCGCUCUGGGCGGAGGGGCGGGGAUAGGCGGCCUCAUCAGCUGAUGCCUUACGUAGGCUGGAUCCCCACUUUGAGAAGCAGGUCUGGAGGGGCGCGCCAGCGUUCCGCCCCAAAGCCGCGGCCCCAGACGGCGUGGGGCUGGGGCUGGGGCCAUAGCAGGAGGCAGAUCCCCAGAAAAACGGCCCCUGCCUGGCUUCCCUGCACGGGCUUGAGGCUGCAGCCCGCCGCCCGGAGAGAGGGGCGAGGAGGGAGCCAACGCGCAGCGCAAGUACUGCUCUGACGCACCAGCACCCCCUCCGGCACCCACAGGCUCCGGGGGCGCCAGCUGCCCCCCGACUUGCGAGAUGCUCAGCUCUGGGUGACCAGACUGCUGUCCGUGCCGGGGGGAAAAGCCCGGGCAAGUGACGGCUUCGGAGGGCCCCGGCUGCGCUGCGAGACGCAGCCCAGCAGCCUCCUCUCAGCCACCCCGUCUCCCGCGUGUGCUCGCUGGCAGGAGGUUUCGUAAACAAUCCCCAGAAACCCCGCCACCAGCCAGAGGUCGCAAACACCCCGAGUGGCUCCGGGCGCAGGGGCCACGACUGUCUUCCCGAACGCCCCUUCUGCACGCACCCCGGGCCGGUCUCCUGACCCAGCGAUGGAUUCACCUGUGAACCUAACCUAUUUUUUUCUCUCCACCCCCACCCCUUCGGAGACCAACCACAGCAGCCUUGACGCCGAAGACCCGCGCCCCAGCCCGCCCCUCCACUCUGUCUUCGGUGUGCUUGUUCUGACCUUGCUGGGCUUUCUGGUGGCUGCGACCUUCUCCUGGAACCUCCUGGUACUGGCGACCAUCCUCCGUGUGCGCACCUUCCACCGGGUUCCGCACAACUUAGUGGCGUCCAUGGCCAUCUCGGACGUGCUCGUGGCGGCUCUGGUCAUGCCGCUGAGCCUGGUGCAUGAGUUGUCCGGCCGGCGCUGGCAGCUGGGUCGGCGGCUGUGCCAGCUGUGGAUCGCGUGCGACGUGCUCUGCUGCACCGCCAGCAUCUGGAAUGUGACCGCCAUCGCGCUGGACCGCUAUUGGUCCAUCGCGCGUCACCUGGAAUACACGCCCCGCGCCCGCAAGCGCAUCUCCAAUGUUAUGAUCGUGCUCACCUGGGCACUCUCCGCGGUGAUCUCGCUGGCGCCGCUGCUCUUCGGCUGGGGGGAGACAUACUCGGAGCGCAGCGAGGAGUGCCAGGUGAGCCGCGAGCCCUCCUACACCGUGUUCUCCACCGUGGGCGCCUUCUACCUGCCGCUCUGCGUGGUGCUCUUCGUGUACUGGAAGGUCUACAAGGCCGCCAAGCUCCGCGUGGGCUCCAGGAAGACCAACAGCGUCUCACCCUGGCCGGAGGCUGUGGAGGUGAAGACCCCUGCGCAGCAGCCCCAGAUGGUGUUCACCGUGCGCCACACCACUGUCACCUUCCAGACAGAAGGGGACACGUGGAGGGAACAGAAGGAGCAGAGAGCUGCCCUGAUGGUGGGCAUCCUCAUCGGGGUGUUCGCGCUCUGCUGGCUGCCCUUCUUCACCACGGAGCUCAUCGGCCCUCUCUGCGCCUACGACAUCCCCGCCGUCUGGAAGAGCAUCUUCCUUUGGCUUGGCUACUCCAACUCCUUCUUCAACCCGCUCAUCUACACAGCGUUCAACAAGAACUAUAACAGCGCCUUCAAGAACUUCUUUUCUAGGCAACACUGAGCGGGAGGCCUGGGGAGGAAGGGACAAGAUCCUCGAACUCAGUGAGAUUUCCAGCUCCAUCUGCUUCCCCGUCCCUACCAUGGACCCCUUCCACAUGGAAAAGGCACGUCCUCCAGGCUCUCCGGGGUCAUCUUCAGAACUAGCCCUCACUUCCCCACUCCGAGGUAGGAAUGUGGGUCUUCACAGGCAGCUUGGGUGCCCUUUUUUUUCUUUUACAAUUUUUUUAAAAGAUUUUAUGUAUCUGACAGAGAGAUCACAAGUAGGCAGAGAAGCAGGCAGAGAGAGAGGAGGAAGCAGGCUCACCGCUGAGCAGAGAGCCCGAUGCGGGGCUCGAUCCCAGGACCCUGAGAUCAUGACCUGAGCCACCAAGAUGGCCCUGGGUGACCUUCUUGAUCUAACUUAAUCUGUUAUUGUUCACUCUGCACCUAACAGCCACAGACUUUGCCCACAAAAUGCCCCUCCAGUCCACUCCAGCCUGGUCGUCGUCCUGGCCCCAGAGCAGUCAUACAAGGUAAACGAGAGGAAGGAAAUCAAGCAACGUGGCUAGAAAAUGGUGGAGAAGAAGUCAGAACGGGGACACCAGAGGGGUAGGAAACCAGAAUUCCCAGUUUUCUGGUAUAGUCCCUAACUUGAAAUUUCGUUCUAUGGUCCUGGUAAGUAUACCCUAGUACUUAUUGUGUACGUCCCAGUGUUUGGCUACAAGAUAUUGUCUCUAACCCUAUUGAAGUGCAUAGCCACAGCACAGCAGCUGUGAAUAUUGGCUUUAAGACUUUGUGGCAACCACGCACGUGUGCUCUGGGCACAUGCGAGCACACACACACACACACACACACACAGCUAUGGAGGAGGUCAAGGUUCCGCUUGGCUAGUUUAUUCUAAAAUUCAACCCAUCAACUUGGAAAGGAACUAAAAAUCAAACACCCUUUCCAUUCUGAAGCAACUGUACAAUCUGCUGGUUUUGUAGAAUCUGUCAAAUGUGCUUAUUUUCUAUGGGUUUUAUUUGUAUGGAAUUUAUUCGGAAGUUGCAGGACAAAGACCUCUAUCCUUGGAUCCUGGGCGUCCAGGAAGCGUCAUGACGUGAGUGGCCGACCUCAGCACAGCUUCACAACCGAGGACUGUGAAGGCACACUCACCAAACACGUCAAUUUACAGGGACAGUUGGUUAAUUCGCUAUCUUUUUAUUGGUGUGUGAAUCCCACUAGCAACGAGUGAGAAAGGCAGAAGCACAAUAAAAUGUGGCCUCUGUCCCUUACAAAACGACACCUUUCUCUAAAUGAGUCAACAACUAGAUGAUGAUACAGCAGUUAUAGGAUCAGAGAAAACCCAGGCCGUCAGUCAUGACUUUGAAAAGGUCUCGACAAUAAAACUGACUGUGGUCCGCUACAUCCCUGAUUCUUGGAAUGCAUGAAUUUAAAAUUAUGUAUGAUAAUCACCUUUGAAUUAUUAUAAUAAAUAUAUGUAUGCUUUUGUUUAUCAUAAAUUAUAUCAAUUGAGACUUCAAAAAAUAGUCUACGGCCAUAUCACCCUGAAUGCACCCCAUCUCGUCUGAUCUCGGAAGCUAAGCAGGGUCGGGCCUGGUUAGUCCUUGGAUGGGAGAUUUCAAAAAUAGGAAAUUUGUG